Messenger RNA from Nelumbo nucifera (sacred lotus), 1031 nucleotides. Its product is annotated as ubiquitin-conjugating enzyme E2 2-like. Lineage: Eukaryota; Viridiplantae; Streptophyta; Magnoliopsida; Proteales; Nelumbonaceae. The record is from RefSeq and is a predicted model, not a curated record.
GCAGAUCUGAAGCAAGGAGGCAGUGAUUGGGACGGCUGAGUACUAGACCAGAAAAGCCAAACACAUCUCCAUGAAACAUCAAACCCUAGUUCUGCGUCGAUCGUCCGCUAUGGAGAUCUUUCUCUGAUCUUUUCUUUCCUUUUUGUUUAUAUAUCUUCUUCUUCGAGUUUUUUUUUUUUUUCAUCGUCCGAAGCCCUGUAAUUCAUACGUACUUAGAAUCAGAACCGGUAAAAGGAAACCCCAACUCUUGCACAGAUAAUAGUAAACCCUUUUAAGUGUCAAAGCUUCUCGCCGCGUUUGAUAACGGGCGGUGAGGAUGUCGACUCCUGCAAGGAAGAGAUUGAUGAGGGAUUUCAAAAGGUUGCAGCAAGACCCUCCUGCAGGCAUCAGUGGUGCACCUCAAGACAACAAUAUAAUGCUUUGGCAUGCUGUAAUAUUUGGCCCUGAUGACACUCCCUGGGAUGGAGGUACGUUUAAGUUGACACUUCAGUUUACAGAGGAUUAUCCCAAUAAACCACCUACAGUGCGAUUUGUUUCUCGAAUGUUCCAUCCAAACAUUUAUGCCGAUGGGAGUAUCUGUUUGGAUAUUCUACAGAACCAGUGGAGUCCCAUUUAUGAUGUAGCUGCUAUACUUACAUCUAUCCAGUCGUUGCUUUGUGAUCCAAAUCCGAACUCACCUGCGAACUCAGAAGCUGCACGAAUGUUCAGCGAGAACAAGCGCGAGUAUAACAGGAGAGUACGUGAAAUUGUUGAACAGAGCUGGACAGCUGACUGACACUCCUGAUGUGGUGCUUUGAAUGUUUCCAAGGAUUUGAGAAUGCCCGAGUAGUGUUAAACGUUUAUAAACCAUUAUAUUGUUAACUAUUCUACUCCAAUUAUAGUAUAUGUUUGCUUCCUUUUGAGGACGGAUGAUUUCAGAGAAACCUGGUAAAUUUAUGUCUGGGUUCAUGUACAGGGCAUUAUCUGCAUCACUUGCUCUGAAUUCUAAUUAAUUUCAAUGGUUCAAUUACAUGCAUCAGCAUCAAGUAUCA